This is a messenger RNA of Tarenaya hassleriana, 2859 nucleotides long. RefSeq names its product CSC1-like protein At1g69450. The transcript has 11 exons. Gene Ontology annotation, molecular function: calcium-activated cation channel activity. Gene Ontology annotation, cellular component: plasma membrane. The record is from RefSeq and is a predicted model, not a curated record. Bases 269 to 2386 code for a protein of 705 amino acids. Lineage: Eukaryota; Viridiplantae; Streptophyta; Magnoliopsida; Brassicales; Cleomaceae.
CUCUCUGACUGUCGAUUUUUAAUUGGAAAAAAUCUUCACGUCACUUGCUUCUUCUUCUUCUUCUUCGUCUUCUUCUCAUCCUCUCUGCAUUUUCGUUCUUCGCAAACACCAGGUUAAGGAAAAUCCGAUUUUGGGAUUUUUUUUGUUCUUAUCUCUGUUUGAUCCGUGGUGGGUUUUUUUUGUCCGAUCGAAAACGAGCAAAAAUUCGAGCUUCCGUGUCUGGGUUUUGCCCUCGUUGAUGAUCAGUUCCUGAGGGUUGUCCUGCAAGAUGCUUGUGUCUGCACUUCUUAUGUCCGUUGGAAUCAACUCUACACUCUGUGUAUUGUUCUUCAUACUCUACUCUAUACUGAGGAAGCAACCGGACAAUUACGAAGUCUUUCUGCCUCGUCGGCUCGCUGCUGGAACAUCGAAAAACCGACGUUCGAAACUGGCAAGAUAUAUGCCUUCUGUUCGUUGGAUCUCAAAAGCUUGGAGACUAUCGGAAAGCGAACUUCUUGAAUCCUCGGGCCUCGAUGGCGUUGUGUUUAUGCGUAUGAUAACUUUCAGUUUGAAGGUGUUCUUGUUUGCUGGGAUCAUAGGGGUUUUUGUUCUAUUGCCUGUGAAUUGCUCUGGAGACCAACUUCACGAGAUCGAUUUCAUCGAUUGGUCAAACAAUUCCUUGGAUCUGUUUUCCAUUUCGAAUAUCAAAAGCGGUUCACCGAGGUUAUGGUUUCACUUUGGUGCUAUAUAUAUAGUGACUGCAUUUGUCUGCUGCCUUCUGUACUAUGAAUUCAGAUACAUUUCUCUGAAAAGAAUCGAGCAUUUCGGCUUGUCCAGACCUCAGCCGCAACAAUUCACAAUAUUAGUUCGUAAUAUCCCGGCUUCAGCUGGGAACACCCUGAGUGAUACUGUUGAUAGAUUCUUCAGAGAGAAUCAUCCCUCUACGUAUCAUUCUCACGUCAUUAUCCGUCGGACAAGUAAAUUACAGAGCAUCAUCGGUCAAGCCAAAAAACUAUAUAAAAGACAGAAACAUGUGAAGUCGAAUGCCCGUCGGGGCAAGAACAAGAAUGAUACAGUUGCAGAUCAGUACGAGAAAAAGUUACUAGACUUGGAGCAGAACGUACGAAUGGGUCAAGCGGAAGUUACAUCUCCCGGAAAAGAAGUUCGGGCUGCUUUUGUGUCGUUCAAGUCUCGGUAUGGUGCUGCAAUGGCACUCCACAUGCCACAGUCGAUAAACCCGACGUAUUGGCUCACAGAACCGGCUCCCGAGCCUCACGACGUUCACUGGCCAUUCAUUUCCGCGUCGUUUAUGCAGAAAUGGCUGUCGAAGAUCGUGAUCGUGGUCACAUUUAUCCUUCUAACGGUCUUGUUUCUCAUCCCGGUCGUCGUCGUCCAAGGCCUCACCAACUUAACUGCACUCGAAUAUUUCUUCCCGUUCUUGAAACUGUUUCUGACGAUAAAAUUUGUGAGCCAAAUAGUUACUGGGUAUCUCCCAAGUCUCAUUCUUCAGAUGUCUCUGAAAGUGGUUCCUCCUGUUAUGGAGUUCCUUUCUUCGAUCCAAGGUCACAUCUGCCAUAGCGAUAUUCAGAAAAGUGCUUGCAAUAAGGUCAUAUGGUUCAUGGUUUGGAACGUUUUUUUCGCGACCGUCUUUUCCGGGUCGGCCUUUCACCAGAUUUCCGUUUUCCUCGACCCGAAAGAUAUCAUAACAAAGCUAGCCGUCGCUGUUCCUGCUCAGGCGUCGUUCUUUAUCGCGUAUGUCGUCACAACAGGAUGGACGAGCAUUCUUUCGGAGCUUUUCCGGGUUUUCCCGUUCAUCUGCAGUUACGUAAAACGAUCAUUCGAACCAACGGAUGAAUACGAGCUCGAGAUCCCGUCGAUGCAAUACCACAGAGAUACCCCGAGAGUUCUCUUCUUCGGGCUUCUCGGGAUCACGUACUUCUUCUUAGCUCCGGUUAUAUUACCCUUCCUCUUAGUCUACCUUUGUCUAGCCUUCAUUAUCUACCGAAACCAGUUCAUGAAUGUGUACGGUCCAAAGUACGAGACAGCGGGGAAGUUUUGGCCGAUCGUGCAUUAUACGAUGAUAUUUUCGCUCGUGCUUAUGCACGCUAUCGGGAUCGGCGUAUUUGCGAUGAAGAAGAUGGAGUUAGCUACGUAUUUGCUUAUGCCUCUUCCAUUGCUCACUCUUCUCUUCAACGAAUACUGCCGUAAACGUUUCAUGCCCGUAUUCUUUUCAUUCCCUGCCGAGGUUCUGACGAAGAGAGACAGAGAAGAUCGAAAUGAUCCGAAUAUGUCUGAGUUCUACAGCAAGCUUGUAACUGCGUAUCAAGAUCCGGCAUUGUUGCCAUUUCAGUUCUCACCAGACAGGAACAGCCUCACAAGCCCUCUUCUGUCUUCUCCCCAGGUUUGAUUUGAUCCCCAUGUUAAAAAAAUGGUAAUAUCAUAAUAUUAAUACACAAACUUGUAAAAAAAAUACAAGAUAAAUAUACGAAUUUAAAAUUUUCAAAAAAAAAAAAGAACUCUUCUCAAUUCUAUAUUAAAAUCUGAAUUUUUAAACGGUUUUUCAAAACCACCAUCUUAUGAUUUAAUUUUAUAGCGAUUUUUAGUAAUAGUUUAAAAGAUUAUAAUUUAGUUUUAUUAAUUUUAAAAAGUCCGGAGAUUAAUAUAGAAUUUUGGAAGAGUUUGUCUAUUGAUUUGAGAAUUUUAAAGUUUGUAUAUUUAUUUGAUAUAAUUUUUAAAAUUUUGUGUAUUAUUAUGCGAUUCGUCAAAAAAAAAUAUUUUUCAUGUUCUGUCCCAUGUCACUUUCUUUUUGUAUCAUAUAGGCAGAUACAUGUAUAUAUAUACACACACAUAUAUAUGUGUGUGCUUUUUUUUAUUGCGUCA